Molecule: messenger RNA, 171 nt
Organism: Penicillium oxalicum
Lineage: Eukaryota; Fungi; Ascomycota; Eurotiomycetes; Eurotiales; Aspergillaceae
Exons: 2
Coding region: 1-171 (56 amino acids)
Source: RefSeq, a predicted model, not a curated record
AUGUGUAUGAAAGCGCAUUGUGCCACCUGCAACAAGGUUAGCUGGUGGGGUUGCGGCAACCAUAUCCCAUCGGUGAUGGACUCCAUCCCGGAGGAAGACCGCUGCACUUGCACUCCCCAAGUUGAGAGAGAGGGGAAGAAGUACCCUCCCAAGGCGGCAAAGGCCGAUUGA